AUGGAUCAAAGGGGUGUAUCUGUCUCUUCCCAUUUCUUUGAUGAAAUUCCUUUUCCUUCUGAGAGACAAGUUGGAUUUCAGAAGCUGAAAACCAUGCCUGAUUACCAAGACGGCCCUAACUUAAUGACAACUGUCGGAACAUGUGGUGUGGUAGUAAGUUCACCUGCCUCUCUCGCUCGAUACUUGGGUCUGAGUCGCCACACCUGGUGUGGGAGUGGAUGGAACGGUAGCCACACCUGGCAGCAUGUUCAGUCAUUCUUUACCCUCAAGAAAGCUUUUACCAAUUGGGGCACAAUCAGCAGAUUACUUGGAUAUGCCACAAUCCAAGCUGGCUGGGGAACAAACAGAAAGGCUAAGCAUGGUGGAGUUGCCAACAUCUCCAAGGCCUCGUGGAAACCUAUGGAUCACCAACCAAAAUUGUGGUCAGACUUGUCCACAAAGCCAACACCUUAUAGCUCGGCUGGCAGCAAAACUGUUCUUCAUGGCGCCGAGCAUGAAAGUAGUCUGUUCUCAAGUUCUUUGUCUGAAAUUUUUAGUAAAAAGUUGAGAUUACUAAAGAAUGAUUUAAUACCUCAUCAAGCUACUAAUAAUGUUGCUUCCCAACAUGAGGAAGAACCCUUUGAAUCUCUUGAAGAAAUUGAGGCACAAACAAUUGGGAAUCUCCUUCCUGAUGAAAAUGACUUGUUUUCCGGCGUGAUAGAUGGGCUGGGUUAUAAUACUCAUGCUAUUAUUGGUGAUGGAUCUGAAGAUUUUGAUCUCUUUAGCAGUGGUGGUGGCAUGGAACUAGAAGGAGAAAUCUGUGCAGGACUCUGUGAUUCUGAUUUUAGUGGGGGAGUUUCCAAUGGUCUAGGGGGUUGUAAUGGCUCAAUUGUGGGUGAACACCCUAAUGGUGAACACCCUUCUAGAACACUUUUUGUCCGGAAUAUUAAUAGCAAUGUUGAAGAUUUGGAGUUGAAGUCUCUUUUUGAGCGAUUUGGAGAUAUCCGGGCACUUUACACAGCCUGCAAACAUCGUGGGUUUGUUAUGAUUUCUUAUUACGAUAUAAGGGCAGCCCAAAAUGCACUAAGAGCACUUCAAAGUAAGCCACUGAGGCGUAGGAAGCUUGACAUACAUUAUUCAAUACCUAAGGACAAUCCUUCUGAUAAAGAUAUUAACCAAGGAACGCUGGUGUUAUUCAACCUUGAUUCUUCUGUUUCUAAUGAUGAGCUUUCUAAAACUUUUGGAUCUUACGGAGAAAUUAAAGAAAUCCGUGAGACUCCACACAAGCCUCAUAACAAGUUCAUAGAAUUUUACGAUGUUAGAGCUGCGGAAGCUGCGCUUCAUGCGUUGAAUAGGAGUGAGAUUGGUGGGAAGCAGAUCAAGCUUGAACCAAGCCGUCCAGGGGGUGUAAGAAGGGGUUUGGUUCAAGUUUCUGAGCAGGAGCAAGAUGAAUAUAAAUUUGGUCAUAGCCCGAGUGAAUCUUUAUCAACAGGAUGCAAGGCGAUGCUUCGUCCUGGAAUGGUUGAAUCAAGCUCCAUGGUUAAUGGAUCUAACCUGGGCUUACAUUCUGCAGUCCGAUCACCUGUGAGCGCAUUUAUUGAAAAUGCUUUACUUCAUCAGAGUUCAAGUGUUCCAGAUACCUUGCCCUCUCCGGCGACUGUUGCGUCUGCAGGGAGAAAAUUUAGCCUUUGUGAGCCCGAUCACUCUCUGGAUGACAUGAAGUUUGGUAACCAGUGCAUUCCCAGUUUACAUCCUCAUUCCUUGCCUGAGUAUCAUGACAUAGCCCAUGGUAUUCCGUGCAACUCUUCUGGUGCUAUUGCAAACAUGACUGGCAAUGUGGGCCUUAGAAUGUCAGAAGGAACAGACAGAAGGCCCACUUGUGGAGUCAACGCAAAUGGUCACCUAAUGGAACUGAAUGGAGGAGCUUUUGGAUCUCCUGGAAAUGGGAGCUGCCCUGUUCAUGCACAUCCUUAUUUGUGGAAUAACUCCAACUCAUACCAGAAGCGUCCUUCAAGUCCCAUGAUAUGGCAGAAUUCACCAUCAUUUAUCAAUGGUCCUAAUGCACAUCGCUUUCCACAAAUGCCUGGAUUCCACAGAACACCGCCUCAUAUGCUGAACAGUACAUCACCUGUGCAGCACCAUGUAGGAUCAGCUCCGGCUGUUAACCCUUCCCUUUGGGAAAGGCACGCCUAUUCAGGGGAGUCUCCUGACACUUCUAGUCUUCACUUGGGUUCUCUUGGCAUUGCACAUUUUCCCAGCAGUCCCCAGAUGCAUCCUAUGGAAAUUCCUUCACACAACAUAUUUUCUCUUGUUGGUGGAAAUUUCUUGGAUAUGACUACAAGUGCCCGGCAACGCUCUUCACAGGAGAUCUGCCACAUGUUUCCUGGAAGGAAUUCGAUGAGUUCAAUGCCUACCUCUUUUGAUUCUCCGAACGAACGUGUUAGACAUCUGUCUCACCGAAGAAAUGAAGCAAAUUCUAACAUUGCUGAUAAGAAACAAUAUGAGCUUGAUAUUGAACGUAUAUUGCGUGGGGAAGACAGAAGAACCACAUUGAUGAUAAAGAACAUUCCCAACAAGUAUACUUCAAAGAUGCUUCUUGCUGCAAUUGAUGAGCAGUGUCGAGGAAUUUAUGACUUUCUUUAUUUGCCAAUUGACUUCAAGAACAAAUGCAAUGUGGGAUAUGCAUUCAUCAACAUGGUUGAUCCUCAUCAGAUUGUUCCAUUCUUUAAGGCAUUCAAUGGUAAAAAAUGGGAGAAGUUUAACAGUGAAAAGGUGGCAUCACUUGCAUAUGCUCGUAUUCAGGGAAAAUCUGCUCUUAUUGCCCAUUUCCAGAAUUCAAGUUUGAUGAACGAAGACAAACGCUGUCGUCCCAUUCUCUUUCACACAGAGGGUCCAAAUGCUGGGGAUCCAGAACCCUUCCCCAUGGGUACCAACAUCCGAUCAAGACCAGGAAAGCCUCGAACGGCUGGCUAUGAGGAUAACCAUAAUCAAGGGAGUCCUUCUGCAAACGGAGAGGAAAGUUCCAAGGUCCUCGGACUUGGUGGCGGUUUCAAUUCUUCAAAGGAAUCUGAUUGA
Messenger RNA from Prunus armeniaca (apricot), 3054 nucleotides. NCBI's taxonomy places the organism in Eukaryota, Viridiplantae, Streptophyta, Magnoliopsida, Rosales, Rosaceae. The record is from the annotation of a GenBank genome assembly.